AUUUUGGACCCAACAUCUGUCGUGAAUGGAACAACGAUAUUGAAUUACCAAUGGGCAUGAUUGGCAUGAAUCCCCAAACCCCCAAACUGAACUUUUUUUUAAGCAUUUAGCAAUGGGGGGAAGGAUAUAUCUUCACACCGGACUCCACGAUCCUUCUCCAAUGGCAGCAAAAUGGGAAGGCCGGGUUACAGAAACCUUAACCGUGGCGACGCCGGACCAGAUAUGGCCCAUGAUAAAGGAUUUCUUCAACUUCCACAAAUGGUUUCCAACUCUAGCUAAUUGCUACGGACUUUCAGGCACCAACGCCGAGGUGGGCUCCGUCCGGUUCUGCUCCGGGUUCUCGAUUCCCUCCUCCGACGGCUCAGAUGGCGUUGUUAGCUGGUCCAAAGAACGCCUGGUGGGAGUGGACGAGGAGCACCGCCGCAUAUGCUACGAGAUAGUGGAUAGCAACAUAGGAUUCAAGUCGUACGUGGCGACGAUGGAGGUGGGCAGUGUGAGCGGGGGUGGGUGCAUGAUUGAGUGGAGGUUUGAGGUUGAGGCAGUGGAAGGCUUGAAGCUGGAGGAUUUGGUGAAGAAGUAUGAAGUGGGAUUGAGGUCGAUGGCCAACCGAAUGGAGGCUGCUGUAGUAGAAAAUGAAAUCACAAAGUAACCAUUCGUUGAGGUUCUUAUUGUAAUAAUUAUGCCUUUUUGGCUUCUCCUCAAUGCUAAUUUCAAUUUCUGUCUUUUAUAUUAUAUAGUUACUAUCGUUCUUGAAAAAACCAUGCUAAUGUCAGCCAUGCAUGUGGUAGCGAUUCCUUUGUCCUUUCUCCACUUCAAAGAAAAGUUCAAACAUCAAUGCCCAACAUUUCUA
Molecule: messenger RNA, 850 nt
Organism: Cucumis sativus (cucumber)
Lineage: Eukaryota; Viridiplantae; Streptophyta; Magnoliopsida; Cucurbitales; Cucurbitaceae
Exons: 1
Coding region: 113-649 (178 amino acids)
Source: RefSeq, a predicted model, not a curated record